GAGAGGAUCAACGAUGUCGUCGCCUCCGCCGGAAAAAAAGAGAUCGAUGAUUACGUUUGACUCCCUAACGCAGGACUUAAUAGUGAGCAUCAUCGCACGCGUGCCAAGAGAAUACUAUCCGACUCUCUCCCUCGUAUCCAAGAGAUUUCGAGCUCUCCUAGUUUCACCGGAGCUUUACAAGGCCCGAUCUCUCUCCAACCACACCGAGACUUGUCUGUAUGUGUGCAUAGAGGACGAUCCUGAUUAUCACUGGUUCACCCUCAGCCGGAAACCUGAUCAAACCCUAACCAGUGAUGAUGACGAUGAUGAUGAUGAGGAGAAGAAGUCAAGUGGCUACCUUUUGUCUAGAGUCCCAGUUACAAAUUCUCCUCCUGGGGAAUUUUGGAAUCUCGUCACGGUCGGUUCUGAGAUCUACAACAUUGCCGGUUCCAGAUACGAAGAUCCCCGAGCUCUCUCUAGCGUCUCGAUUCUGGAUUGUCGGACUCACACGUGGAGCAAAGCUCCGAACUUGGGCGUGGAGCUAUGGGCAGUUUCCGCUUGCGCCCAUGAUCGAAUGAUAUAUGUAGUAGGAAGGUACGAAGAAGAAUCUGAUGAUUCCGGCGCCGGACAAGUCUUGCUUAAAUCCUUCUUUGAGGUGUUGGACACAAAAACACAAACUUGGCAUCCUCUACCGGCCAAUGAAGAAGACAUUAUCUCGCACUGCAGUACCGAAUUUGUUAACGGGAAGUUGCACGUGAUGCCUUGGAUGGCUAGUAAAUGUGGUGUGGUUGCUUACAAUUCCAAGGAAGCUAGAUGGGAACAGAUUCUGGAACAACUCGCUGUGAGGAACAAGUCGUUGUGCCGAACAGAGCAUUGUGCCAGUCAGUAAGCUGCAUCAGAUCACAGACGCCCGAGUUGCUGACAUGGAUGUGUGAGCUGACGUGGAAAGACGUGAGUGGAUGUGA
Camelina sativa (false flax) is the source of this 944-nucleotide messenger RNA. RefSeq names its product F-box/kelch-repeat protein At3g06570-like. The record is from RefSeq and is a predicted model, not a curated record. Gene Ontology annotation, molecular function: protein binding. Lineage: Eukaryota; Viridiplantae; Streptophyta; Magnoliopsida; Brassicales; Brassicaceae.